AUGUCUGCUGCCAGCUGUCUGCUGUCUGAAGACCAGUUUCUGUGCUGCAUUUGUCUGGAAGUGUUCACAGAUCCAGUCAGUACACCAUGUGGACACAACUUCUGCAAGAACUGCAUCACUCAGCACUGGAACAGCAGUCCUCUGUGUGAGUGCCCCAUCUGUAAAAGGAAGUACUACACAAGACCCGAGCUCCAUGUCAAUACUUUCAUCUCUGAGAUGGCUGCUCAGUUCAAGCUGUCAGCUCAGCAAGAAGCCAUUUCAGACCACAAGCGCCAUGAUGUUGUUCCUCUGAAAGAGGAAUACAAAGUGAAGAAGGCAGGGCUGGAGAAGAAACAGGCUGAAAUUCAAGGAAUGAUCCUGAAGAGACUGGAGAAGAUUCAGGAGGUUAAACGCUCUGUGCAGCUCAGUAAGGAAGAGGCAGACAGAGAGCUGGAGGGGGGUGUUCAGUUCUUUGGUGAUUUGAUGGAGUCUAUAGAGAGAGGUCUGAAUGAGCUGACAGAGGCGGUCAAAGAGAAGCAGAGAACAGCAGAGAAACAGGCUGCAGACUUCAUCAAGGAGCUCGAGCAGGAAAUCUUUGAGCUGAUGAAGAGAAGCUCUGAGAUGGAGCAGCUCUCAAACUCAGAAGACCACCUCCAGUUCAUCCACAACUUCUCUUCUGUGAAAGCUGUUCCACCCACUAAAGACUGGCCCAACACCAGUAUCCAUCCACCUUCAUAUGAAGGGAUGGUGGUGAGAGCUGUGAGUCAGGUGGAGAAGAAGCUAAAUGACCAGAUGAAGAGUCUGUUUGAGGACGAGCUGAAGAGAGUCCAGUGGUACAGAUGUUAUGCCAUGCUUGAUCCUGAUACGGUUCACCCCAGACCCCCCCAGUAUAAAGGGAAUGAUUGUAGAUGUGUGUUAUCAAAUCUGGGUUACUCUUCUGGAAGAUUUUAUUUUGAGGUCAAGGUUGACAAGUGGUCUGCGUGGACUUUAGGAGUGACCAGAAAGGAUAAUGUGAAAGGACAAGUCCAGCUGAGUUCCAGCAACGGUUUCUGGACUUUAUGUUUGUGCUCUGAUGGGUAUGUAGUUUCCACGGAGCCGGCAGUCCACCUGUCCCUGAGGUCGAAGCCUGAGAAGGUGGGCGUGUACGUCCACUACGACGAGGGUCUGGUCUGCUUUUAUGACGUCAGCACUGCAGCUCUUAUCUACUCCUUCUCUGACUGCUCCUUCACUGAGAAGCUCUACCUGUUCUUCAGUCCCUGUUCCAAUGAUGGUAAUAACAUCCACACUGGUGGGUUCGGCUGCGUAAUACAAUAA
Molecule: messenger RNA, 1293 nt
Organism: Pelmatolapia mariae (spotted tilapia)
Lineage: Eukaryota; Metazoa; Chordata; Actinopteri; Cichliformes; Cichlidae
Product: nuclear factor 7, ovary-like
Exons: 2
Coding region: 1-1293 (430 amino acids)
Molecular function (GO): protein binding
Source: RefSeq, a predicted model, not a curated record